AUGCGCUUGGCAUCCCAUCCCCGCCCCCAGCCCGGCGAGGCGGAGGCAAUCGCGAGGCCGGAUACAAAGUUUAGCCCCGCUCCCCCUCAGCCGGGCCCAGAGGACACGGGCCUGGCUCACUCCCACCCAGCUGAUGCAGCCCUGUUGCUGCCGCCUUCCCCACAGUGCAGCAAAUCAGCAGCCCUACAGCAGAGGCUCGAGACAGUGGAGGCCAGCCUGGCAGCCAACAAGGACAGGAUCACUACUCUGCUUAACAUUAUCCAUGACCUGGAGUCAUGCCACACUCCCACCAGCGGUCGGCGAUGCUACAUAACUGGACAGGACCUCAAAAACUGCUCAACCUGCCAGAAGACUGCUUGUAUUGUCUACAGUGUGGAGUACGACUUCAGGCAGCAGGAAAGACGCUUCUUGGAGGUUCUGAAUCAUUCGGCGGGCGGCAACCGCGACUUCUCCGUGCACCUGUCCCAGCCCUUGAACUUCGGCCUGCUCCGAAACGGCAUCAUUAGGAACUUGACAAAGACGAAGGUGAAAAGCAAAAAGCUGUGCAAGACCCUGUUCAAAUGGAUCCCGAGGAAAAUUCAGCAGGUGUAGCCCUCCGUUGAUCCCCGUGUGCUGUUUGAUAGCCGUUAGCCUGUGUUACAAGUGACCAGCAGAAGCCUUUUUUGCAGGGGGAUUCUUUACUCUUCCUUCCCAUAGAAUGAGAGAUUCUGAAUUAGGCGCUCACCCCACUAGAGUUCCACUCUCCUGCACACUGUCAAAGCUUAUAAAGCAGGAUUUUGUACCCCUAAUUUGCCCCUGAUCUGUGUGACCUUCAUCUAGUAUCAUCCAUAAGAGAUUCUUUAACAUUUUUGAAAGUUAAUGCUAUUUUGUUGUCAGUAUGCCUGCGUACAAUUUAUGGCUAACCUCCACCAUAGAUUUCUAUAUCUAAUUUUAUAUAUGAGAUUCUUUUCUCUUUGCACUGUUAUGAUUAAUGCAGUUGGAUUUACAUUUCUCCUUCAGCUGUCCUUCUCCCGCCCCGCCACCCAAAGAAUAAAUGUUCUGUACACAAGUUUUGUUACACUUGAUUUGUCUGUAAAUCUCCUAAUUUGUUCUUUAAUUCUGAU
This is a messenger RNA of Stegastes partitus (bicolor damselfish), 1103 nucleotides long. Its product is annotated as protein FAM196B-like. NCBI's taxonomy places the organism in Eukaryota, Metazoa, Chordata, Actinopteri, Pomacentridae. The record is from RefSeq and is a predicted model, not a curated record. The transcript is spliced from 3 exons. Bases 1 to 591 code for a protein of 196 amino acids.